GCUCUUUAGUCUUUAGAACAACUCUGCAACUGUCGGUGUCACCGCGUCGAACACAAUCUACUGAAAAGUGCGAGAUCACAAUCUAUAGACUUCGAGCUGCGUUCUGAUUUCACCAAAGCUUCAAUCUUUUGAACUCAAAGAACAAAACCCAUGAUCGCAAUUUUUUGAUCUCAUUCUAGAUCGAUAACCACAUGCCCCAUUCUUCCUCCUAAACCCUCUUCACUCUGUUCCUCUUCAAACCAGAACAGACACAAAAAUGGCACCAACUACAGUUCAAGACUUCUUCAAAGAGAGAAAAUACCCAUUCAUUUUCACUCUCUUAGCCUUGUUCAUCUGUGUCUUGCUCCUCCUCUUCACCAACACUGCCUCCAACACCUUUGUUUUCUACUCUAAUGUCAUUCAGCAACCACCCCUUAACCCUUCCCCUGUAUCCACAGACUCUGCUUCAAACCCUGAAGAGAAUGAGCAAAAUCCACCACCAAGUGUGACCAAUAUCACAGAGGAGGCUGUUGGUGAUGUGAGUAUUGAUUGGAAGCUAUGUAGUGAUCAUGUGACGGUUGAUUAUAUACCAUGUUUAGAUAAUGCUAAGGCGAUUAAGGCUUUGAAGUCAAGGAGGCACAUGGAGCAUAGGGAAAGGCAUUGUCCUGAUACUGGUCUGAACUGUUUGCUGCCCCUUCCUAAAGGGUAUAGAGUUCGAGUUCCGUGGCCUAAGAGCAGGGACAUGAUUUGGUAUGAUAAUGUCCCUUAUCCAAAGCUAGUUGAGUACAAGAAGGACCAACACUGGGUUGUGAAGUCUGGAGAAUAUCUAGUCUUUCCAGGAGGUGGUACUCAAUUCAAAGAUGGAGUUGAUCAAUAUAUCAAGUUCAUACAGAAGACAUUUCCAGCAAUUAAAUGGGGAAAGCAUGUCAGGGUUGUUCUGGAUGUUGGCUGUGGUGUUGCUAGCUUUGGUGGCUAUCUGCUUGACAAAAAUGUUAUUACCAUGUCAUUUGCCCCCAAGGAUGAACAUGAAGCUCAGAUACAAUUUGCUCUCGAGCGAGGAAUUCCUGCAACUCUUUCUGUCAUUGGAACGCAAAAAUUGACUUUUCCUGACAAUGGGUUUGAUAUGAUCCAUUGUGCACGGUGCAGGGUUCAUUGGGAUGCAGAUGGUGGUAAACCGUUAUACGAACUCAAUAGGAUUCUCAGACCUGGCGGUUUCUUUGCAUGGUCUGCAACACCAGUUUAUCGUGACGAUGAAAGAGAUCAGAAAGUAUGGAAUGCCAUGGUAGCUAUAACAAAAGCUAUGUGCUGGAAGGUUGUGGCUAAGGCUCAUGAUUCCUCUGGAAUUGGGCUUGUCAUAUACCAGAAGCCUACCUCAUCUUCUUGUUAUGAGAAACGUAAAGAGAAAGAUCCACCUUUAUGUCAAAAUAAGGAUGGGAAAAAUAGCUCAUGGUAUGCCAGACUCAGUAGUUGCCUUAAUCCUCUUCCAGUUGAUGGUAUGGGCAACCUACAGAGCUGGCCCAAGCCUUGGCCUCAAAGGCUUACCAGUAAGCCCCCCAGCUUACCUACUGAUUCAGAUGCCAUCAAUAACUUCUUCAAGGAUAGCAAGGUCUGGUCUGAGUUGGUGCCAGAUGUUUAUGUGAAUGCUCUUCCUAUUAAGUGGUCGAGUAUCCGAAAUGUUAUGGACAUGAAUGCUGGUUAUGGAGGAUUUGCUGCAGCUCUGAUUGAUCUACCAGUCUGGGUGAUGAAUGUAGUACCAAUUGAUGUGCCAGAUACUCUUUCUAUUAUAAUGGACAGGGGAUUAAUAGGAAUGUAUCAUGAUUGGUGCGAGUCCUUUAAUACCUAUCCUCGCACAUAUGAUCUCCUUCAUUCUAGCCAUCUUUUCAAAUAUCUUGAGCAAAGGUGUGACCUUCUGGAUGUGGUUGUGGAGAUAGAUCGCAUCUUGAGACCAGAUGGAUAUCUUCUGGUUCAUGAUUCCAUGGAAAUGCUAAGCAAGCUCAGUCCAAUCUUGCAUUCCCUUCACUGGUCAGUAACGUUGCAUCAAAAUCAGUUUCUUGUUGGCAGGAAGAGUUUCUGGCGUCCUGAGCUUUUGAAACUGAAUGCAUAGAAGCUGUUUAGCAUGAUGCAUUGUUUAAUCACACCCACGUUUCAGUGUAUUAUGGAUAAAAUUUUAGAGCGAAAAGUUAAACUUUACGAAAGGAAUUUUUAGUCGACAGACAAUCUUGUCCGAGUGUAAAAUCUGUUAAAAGUAGUAAAAACACAAAAUUUGGUUCCCUUUUUUGAUA
Lotus japonicus is the source of this 2261-nucleotide messenger RNA. RefSeq names its product probable methyltransferase PMT23. The transcript is spliced from 8 exons. Gene Ontology annotation, molecular function: methyltransferase activity. Bases 257 to 2083 code for a protein of 608 amino acids. Gene Ontology annotation, cellular component: trans-Golgi network; cytoplasm; endosome. Lineage: Eukaryota; Viridiplantae; Streptophyta; Magnoliopsida; Fabales; Fabaceae. The record is from RefSeq and is a predicted model, not a curated record.